GGACCGGCCGGCUCUGCUCGCCCGCAGGGACCCGCCGGGGGCUCCGAGGACGAGUGUUUCUCCAAGCUCUUCACGGCCAGCGGGGAUUGCUGCCGGGCCUGCAACGUGGGCGAGGGCGUGGCGCAGCCCUGCGGGGUCAACCAGACGGUGUGCGAGCCCUGCCUGGACAGUGUCACCUUCUCGGACACGGUGAGCGCCACGGAGCCGUGCAAGCCGUGCACGCGGUGCGAGGGGCUGCAGAGCAUGUCCGCGCCCUGCGUCGAGUCGGACGACGCCGUUUGCCGCUGCGCCUACGGAUACUUCCAGGACGAAUCCAGCGGGAGCUGCCGCGAGUGCCGCGUGUGCGAGGUUGGCUUCGGCCUCAUGUUCCCCUGCAAGGACUCGCAGGACACGGUGUGCGAGGAGUGUCCCGAGGGCACCUUCUCCAGCGAGGCCAACUUCGUGGAUCCCUGCCUGCCGUGCACCACGUGCGAGGAGAACGAGCUGCUGGUGCGGGAGUGCACGGCCGCGGCCGAUGCCGAGUGCCGGG
Molecule: messenger RNA, 529 nt
Organism: Cyanistes caeruleus (blue tit)
Lineage: Eukaryota; Metazoa; Chordata; Aves; Passeriformes; Paridae
Source: RefSeq, a predicted model, not a curated record